Sorex fumeus (smoky shrew) is the source of this 2172-nucleotide messenger RNA. It is a transcript of the gene STKLD1, whose product is annotated as serine/threonine kinase like domain containing 1. The transcript has 20 exons. Lineage: Eukaryota; Metazoa; Chordata; Mammalia; Eulipotyphla; Soricidae. Bases 1 to 2172 code for a protein of 723 amino acids. The record is from RefSeq and is a predicted model, not a curated record. Gene Ontology annotation, biological process: protein phosphorylation. Gene Ontology annotation, molecular function: ATP binding; protein serine/threonine kinase activity.
AUGGCGGCGGCGGGAGGCUCGGCUCGCUCGCUCACUCGCUCGCUCGCUCGGCGCUCGGCCCGUCGGCGUCGGCGCCCGCGCCCGCUGCGGCCUCCACAGGAAGUGCCCGGCCGCCGGCCCCGCUCCGCGUCCGCAGCUCCAGCGGCUGCCACCCCCGCCCCCGCACUCUGGCUCACCUCGUUUCCGGGCCCCGCCCCCGCGCUCUUGGCCUCGCUCUCGGCGCCUUCGGCCCCUCUGGUCUCACUAGAGACCGCGCCAGGCAACAUGCAGGACAAGUUCCUGCGUGCAGAGUCUGGAAUUAGUCCUGAGCACUACCAGGUUCUGCAGCAGCUGCCUCCGGGGGCCUUGGGGGUGAACCUGGUGGUGCAGGAGCGAGGAACCCGGGAGAAGUUCCUAAUCAAGCAGGUGCAGUGCAUGGAUGAGCACCACGCCAGCCAGGCCCUGGAGGAGCUGAUGCCCCUGCUGAAGCUCCAUCAUGCACACGUGUCCCCGUACCGGGAACUCUUCAUCGUCUGGGACAGCAAGAUCUCGGCUCUCUUUCUCUGCCUGGUGACUCACUGGAGCGCUGAGACCUUCCAGACGGUCAUUGACAGGCAGCGGGACAGCAGGACCAUCCUCGAGGCUAAGUGGCUGCAGGAAAUGCUGGGCCAGGUGCUGAACGGGCUGGAGUACCUGCACCAAGCAGGCAUCAUCCACAGGAACCUCAAGCCGUCCAACAUCGCCCUUGUGAGCAGCCACCGCUGCAGACUGCAGGACCUCAGCUCCCAGGCCCUGAUGACCGACAAGGCCAAGUGGACCCUGCGUGCUGACGAAGACCCCCUGAAUCGCUCCUGGAUGGCCCCGGAAGCGCUCAACUUCUCCUUCACCCACAAAUCCGACAUCUGGUCGCUGGGCUGCAUCAUCCUGGACCUGGUCAGCUGCUCCUUCCUCGGGAAGGAAGAAGCGCUCCAGCUGCGGAAAGCCAUCCGGAACCUUCCAGAAAGCCUGGAAGGUGCCCUGAUGGCCAUACAGGAGAGGGCCAUCCCUGAUGCCCGGACCUUCUGCACCCUCCUGCCCCUGAUGCUGGAGAUCAACCCUGCGGAUCGCAUAGACAUACGGGAGGUGAUCCAUGUCGCCUUUGUGAGCGGACACUUUCACUCGUCCACCAUCACGUCGACAUCCCGCCAGCCGCUGCCCAGCUCCACCAUGGACACGCUCUUGCUGGGCAACAUGGCCAGUAUCCUGGAACUCAUGCAGAACUUCCCAGGCCAGCCGGAUAUCCAGCUCAGGGCCCUGAAGACGCUGCUGGCACUGCCAGAAGAUGCACUGGGUGUCCUGUGGCCCACAGUGGUGGUGGACAUGGUGGCCAGAGUCCUGAAGGAGCACGAGCACGUCCCGGACAUCCAGCUGUGUGGCUGCUCCCUGCUGCUGCACCUGCUGGGCCACGGGCUGGUGCAGGACCCAGCAGCGCCCGUGCCCGGCAGCGGCUUCCUGGUCUCUGUGCUAAUGAGCCUCAUGCAGCACCACCACGAGAUGCCGCUCCUGAAGCAGCUCUACGACGUCCUCACCAUCAUGGCCAGCGAUGUGGUCCCAAAGGGCAGAGGUUCCCUGGAGCGGGCUGUGGGCCUCGUGACCAAGGCGCAGACUGCCUUCCCGGAGGACCUGGACAUAGCGGAGAGCAGCUGUGCCCUCCUCUGGCUGCUGGCCAUGCAGGGCUGCAUCAAGGAGCCAGAGCAGCUGACGAGCCUGUUCCUGCACUGCAUCCGGCUGGGCCAGGACCGGGCGCUGCUGGUCACUAACGCCUACCGUGGGCUGGCCUGCCUGGCCAAAGAGUCGGAACUGACGGCCCUAAGGCUGCUGCACGAUGGGGGCCUGAGCCUCCUCCGAGAGACCUACGCGCACAGCAUGGAGGACCCGGCCGUGGUGGAGACACUGUGCCUGCUGCUGUCGCACCUCGCGACCCACAAGGAGGUCGCCCCGGAGCUGGCGAGCAGUGGCCUGACGCCCCUGGUGCAGGAGGUUAAGGAGCGCUUCACCUCCAGCCUGGAGCUGGUGGCCAUGGCAGAGGAAGUGCUCCAGAGGCUGGCUGAGACCCAGGCCCCCCACCCCGAGCACCCCUGCGGGCUCUCCCCACAGGAUGGCGACGCCCCUGGGCCCCCGAGCCAGCGUAGCAGCACCCAAGCGGCAGAGUAA